This is a messenger RNA of Mycosarcoma maydis (corn smut), 1065 nucleotides long. Its product is annotated as mitogen-activated serine/threonine-protein kinase. NCBI's taxonomy places the organism in Eukaryota, Fungi, Basidiomycota, Ustilaginomycetes, Ustilaginales. Gene Ontology annotation, cellular component: nucleus; cytoplasm. The record is from RefSeq and is a predicted model, not a curated record. The transcript has a single exon. Bases 1 to 1065 code for a protein of 354 amino acids. Gene Ontology annotation, molecular function: ATP binding; MAP kinase activity. Gene Ontology annotation, biological process: intracellular signal transduction; protein phosphorylation.
AUGUCACAUGCCCACGGACAGCAGCCCAACCACUCGACCACCUUCAAAGUAGGCGAGACGUACAAGGUCGUCGAUGUGGUCGGCGAGGGAGCUUACGGUGUUGUGUGCUCGGCCAUCCACGUUCCCUCGAGCUCUCGUGUCGCCAUUAAGAAGAUCACCCCAUUCGAUCACUCCAUGUUCUGUCUUCGAACCCUACGCGAGAUCAAGCUGCUGCGUCACUUCAACCACGAAAACAUCAUUUCAAUCCUCGACAUUGUCAAGCCCGAUGAUUACGACAGCUUUUCCGAAGUUUACCUCAUCCAAGAACUUAUGGAGACCGACAUGCAUCGCGUCAUUCGCACCCAGGAGCUCUCCGAUGACCACUGUCAGUACUUUAUUUAUCAAACACUGCGUGGCUUGAAGGCGCUCCACUCGGCGCAAGUGCUGCAUCGCGAUUUGAAACCCUCAAACCUCUUACUCAACGCUAACUGCGAUCUCAAGAUCUGCGAUUUCGGUCUAGCCCGUUCCGCAAACCAACCCGAAGCCGAAGGGACGGGUUUCAUGACCGAAUACGUUGCCACACGAUGGUAUCGCGCACCGGAAAUCAUGUUGACGUUCAAAGAGUAUACAAAGGCCAUCGAUGUUUGGUCCGUGGGCUGCAUUCUGGCCGAGAUGCUUGCCGGAAAACCGCUCUUCCCUGGUAGAGACUACCACCACCAGCUUUCGCUCACCUUGGAGAUCCUCGGAACGCCUUCGUUGGACGACUUCUACGCAAUCACUUCUACUCGCUCCCGAGAUUACAUCAGGGCACUACCUUUCCGAAAACGACGCAACCUUUCGCUCAUGUUUCCCAAUGCCAAUCCUCUGGCCGUCGAUCUGAUGGAAAAGUGUCUCACCUUUAGCCCCAGGAAGCGCAUCACCGUGGAAGAGGCGUUAGCACAUCCAUAUUUGGAACCCUAUCAUGAUCCCGAAGACGAACCGACAGCUGAACCGCUCGAUCCUAGCUUCUUCGACUUUGACUACUGCAAAGAGCAACUCUCAAGGUCCGAACUCAAGAGGUUGAUUUAUAACGAGAUCAUGCGUUGA